Molecule: messenger RNA, 2370 nt
Organism: Durusdinium trenchii
Lineage: Eukaryota; Dinophyceae; Suessiales; Symbiodiniaceae
Source: the annotation of a GenBank genome assembly
AUGGAAAAGCUGGAACCCCAAGACGGGGCAGACCUGAAAAGAGCUGCAAACCGAGGCGACUUGGAGCUGCCUUUCGGCCGCCCGGUGCUCGAGGUGACACAGAGACAAAGGGACAAGCUGCUAGACAGCUUCAUACAGUGGCUGGGAUCGAGAGGAGUCUCAGCGCAUGAAGUCCUCAUGACCACCACCCCUGAUGCAGAGCUAGUGAACACUCUACUAGAGCAGUAUGGCCGUGAGCUAUACAGGGCAGGAUGCCCUUACAACCACUACGCAGAGACGGUGAACGCCGUCCAGAGCAGGAGACCUCGACUGAGGAGGUGCUUGCAGCCGGCGUGGGACCUGGCCUACGCCUGGCUCCGACAGGAACCCCCGAGCCACUCCUUGGCUCUUCCAUGGCAAGCGCUCCUGUCGCUCCUCACUUCGGCGUGGAUGUGGGGAUGGAGCAGGGAAGCUGGAGUGGUCGCCCUCUCCUGGGGCGGGGUGACUCGCAUUGGAGAAGUGCUGAGUGCAUGUUGGCGGGACUUGGUCCUUCCGAUCGACGUGGACUACUCCAUCAACUACGCCCUCCUCCAAAUAGCAGAACCCAAGACAAGAUACAGAUGCGCCAGGCGUCAGAUUGCCAAGCUGGAUCACCCCCAGCUCCUCCAGGUGAUCGAAGUCGCCUCUGCGCAUUUGGCACCGAGCCAAAAGCUAUGGCCGGCGUCCGGCCAGACGAUGAGAGGACGCUUUCAGAAGCUGCUGAAAGCAAACUCGCUGCUGGAGCUGCCAGAGGGCAUCUCUAAGGGCAUUGACGUGGCCAGCGAGGACAGCGAGCUGACAAGACGAAGGGGCAGGUGGAUCCCCACCAAAAUCAUGGAAAUCUACGUGCAGGAGGCGUGGGCGGUGCAGUUCCUCCCACACCUCCCUGCAAAGGUGAAGUCGAAGUUUCUCCAAGGUGUGGCACUUUUUCCGUGGGCUCUCCAACUAGCCCUACGGUGGCGCAGAGCAGCCAUUCCAGACUCGGCAUGGCCUGUUCUGUUUGAGAAAGCUGCGCGUGACUUUGAGCUGAAGUCCUUAGGAGGCAACGAAUGGGUGAUGGAGAAGCCGCUGACGAUUGCUGACAGCGCUGGCUUUGGCAAGUACAGCGGCAUCCGACCAAGGCCGAAAGGAUCAUGGACCGGCGUGCGGAAGCAGCGACAAACGAGGAUGCAAGCCAUAGAAGAGUUGAAAGUCCAGCUGCGGGAAGAGGGUGAGGCGCUGCGCGAGUGUUUGGAGGCCUCGGGCGCCUUGGCGCCGGUGCGCUUCCUGGCGCGCUUGCACCGCCGGCGCUUCGCCGAGGUGAUCAAGCGGCACCCGGGGCCAUGGCCUGGGAGCUUGGAUGCCGUGAUGCAGAUCCGGGAGCUGGCAUUAGCCACAGCUGCCAGUGCUGGGGCUGCCAGCGUGGCGCCCCUGGCGGCGGCCAGCCGGGCUUUGCGGGCUGGAGUGGGCAGCAUGCUCUCGGAGUUCCCAGCUCUUUUCCCGUCUCAGGUCUACGCCAUUGGCGGCGCCGACUCUGGGGCCGAAACCUUGAGCUCGGUGGAGAAGUUCGACUCCAAGAGCUGCGUCUGGGAGACGGUGUCCCCCUUGGCGGAACCGCGGGAAAGCUGCGCCGCGGUGGCGGCCAACAGCAUGAUCUAUGUGCUGGGCGGUGUCAAUGCCGAGUCCCAAUGCCUCAACACCGUGGAAUGCUUCUCUCCACAGACGGGGACGUGGGAGCCGAUGCCUCCGAUGCGGCAUGCCCGUGCUGCCGCGGCGGCCGCGGCCUGUGGUGGGCAGGUCUACGUGAUCGGUGGCCGUGAUGGCUUUCAAUGCCUGGACAGUGUCGAGCGCUUUGAUCCGGUGGCCCGGCGUUGGCGGCUGCAAGCUUCCUUGCGGAGUGCCAGGCUGGGUGCGGCUGCCUGUGUCUUGGGAGGUGGCAUCUAUGUGAUUGGAGGCAAGGGCGGUGGUCGUGUCCUGGACUCGGUGGAGCGCCUGGAGCACGAGAACAGUUUCUGGGAGAUUUUGCCCUCCCUCCACGCGCGCCGCUAUCGUUGCGCCUCCGCGGCGGCGCACGGCCGGGUCUACGUGGCCGGCGGCUGCGACGGGGCCUGGCAGACGGGGCUGCGGAGUGUGGAGCGCUUUGACCCGGAGACCAGAGCUUGGAGUAUCUUGGCACCCCUGCAGGUGCCCCGCUGGGGGGCGGCCGCCGUGCCGGCCGGCGGGUCGGUGUGCGUCUUCGGCGGCCGUGGGGCGUCGCCCUCCACGGCGUUGAGCUCGGUGGAGCGCUUCGAUCCGGCGACGGGGACCUGGGAGCCGCUGCCGCCGAUGAAAGUGCCCAGGAAGUUCUGUGGGGCGGCUACCUGUCGCGACUGA